AUGAUCUCUUCACCGGACUGUCACGCGAAAUCCUCAAUACUCAGAAACAUACAACUUGGAGAGUUUCUUUCUCAUCUACACAGAACGAUUGAGUCGCGAGAAAGUCGAGAUGUCGUCCUCUUAUUUGCUGGCGAAGCUGUCCGCCUGGUCACAUUCAUCAUGGACCUGUUAGCAUCCUACCUCCAAAAGCUUCAAAGCAAGAGACUCAAAGGCCUCACCAAGUCGUUUUUCACAAUAUCUCACAUCAACUCAAUGGCUACAUCAACAACACGAGCCGCAAACUGUUCAAGAGCACUCUGUGCAAUGCUCGAUGAAUGGCAGAUCAUGAAUCGCCUCUUUGGCGUCUUGGACAUGUGGAAGGCAGCCCGAGAUCUCAUAAGACGCAUCUCCGCCGAGCGAUCAGCAGGAAAACACGUCAAAAAGCUGCACGUAGGAAUCCAAGCCUCACAGAUCCUUUGCCUCACCUCAUUCCACGUCUCCGAAGCAAUUGGCUUCCUCUCCUCCAAAGGAAUUCUCAAACGCUCAGCCAAAUCAGAAGAGAAGCUAACAUUCCUCGCAAUUCGCUCCUGGGCCGCGUUCACAAUGAUUGAGAUUGGGCGGUUGUCACUGGAGUGGAUGAACACUGUGCAGGAUAAAGAGAAACUGGCUACAAAGACAUGGAAGGCAAAGUGGAAGAGUGAUAUGCUUCAAAACCUGGCCUGGGCUAGUGUUGCUACUCAUUGGAGUCUGAAAGAUGGUUUGAUACCCGAGGCUUUUGUUUCGCCGCUGGCGGUGUUUGCGACGUGGAGUUUGGUCAAGGAUGCUUGGAAGAAUGCGGCUUGA
This is a messenger RNA of Fusarium mangiferae, 822 nucleotides long. RefSeq lists its product as uncharacterized. Bases 1 to 822 code for a protein of 273 amino acids. The record is from RefSeq and is a predicted model, not a curated record. Lineage: Eukaryota; Fungi; Ascomycota; Sordariomycetes; Hypocreales; Nectriaceae. The transcript has a single exon.